UUCUGUUUGAAAAUGUUGUCUGGUGCCAGUUUCGCGGUUGAACCGUCUUAACAAUCAGUUCGUCAUGUCGCGUCUCACCGCAUGGAUUGCUGCUUUGCUCAUAUUGAUCGGAUCUGUUUGGUCACAGGUUAGACCUGCCACGGCUUUCGCGUUUCAAGAGCUUGAUUACGAACAGAUUCUCGAGGAAGCAAGAUUUGGCUUUAAUUUCCUCGAACCUUUGCGAAGAUCUUUUUGCCAGAAUUUUUGUACGUCAUUUGAGACGAUGCCGUACAUAGCGAAUCUUGCCUGUGCUGUAAAAUGUCCUGAACUCUAUUUGCCACAUACAACAAAACCAUCUACUGCAACAACUCCGUUACCUAUUACAACUACACAGACUCCAUUGACAGCACCCAUAGUAACAACAACGACGACAUUAGCACCAAUAACGCCGGCAAUGACACCAACAUCAGAGACACCAUCAGAGAUGAUGCCAUCACCAUAACAUAGUAGAGCAGCUUUUAAAAUAUAUUUUGUACGUAAUUGUAUAAGUAGAUUAGUGCAUCGUUAUAAAAAUUUCGUAGUUUUGUUUUAGAAUUCUAUCCUUCUUGACAUAAUUAUGAGUAUUUUAGAUUAUAAAAAUGUAAUAUUUUCUGAAAUACACAACUUAACCGAAAUUUGUGUCAAUAUGGUAAUUUGACGUGAUUUGUUCAAUUUCUACGUUUCCAAAUAAACUGUGCUUUUAUCAGA
This is a messenger RNA of Frieseomelitta varia, 726 nucleotides long. RefSeq lists its product as uncharacterized. The coding region runs from base 65 to 481 and encodes 138 amino acids. Lineage: Eukaryota; Metazoa; Arthropoda; Insecta; Hymenoptera; Apidae. The transcript has 2 exons. The record is from RefSeq and is a predicted model, not a curated record.